AUGAUAUCAUACUAUCAAGUUUUAGAAAUAACACCAGAAGCUUCAACUGCUGAAAUCAAACAGGCAUAUAAGUUAAAACUAUUAUCCUCACACCCUGAUAAAACCGAGAAUAUAUCUGCACAGGUAGAUAUUCCGUUAAUCAAACAGGCGUUCACCACUUUGAUUGACCCGACUUUGAGAAAGGAAUAUGAUUUGUCACUACUAGAAUCGACUAAACUCAGUGGUUUCAACAUUAAUGGAGCUGGGUUGGAUGUAUACAGUCUUGACGAUUUUGAUUUUGAUGAAGAUAAGGAAGUAUGGAAUAAGAACUGUCCCAGAUGUACUGCGCAUUACAGUAUGUCCCUAACAGAGAGUGAUCUUGAAAAGGGAACUCCAGAUAAAGACGGAGGAUACGAUAUUAUUGUCCAAUGUAACAGCUGCAGUCUUUGGAUUCAAGUAAAAUAUUAUGAAGAAUGA
This is a messenger RNA of Candida tropicalis MYA-3404, 456 nucleotides long. RefSeq lists its product as uncharacterized. Gene Ontology annotation, biological process: protein histidyl modification to diphthamide. The record is from RefSeq and is a predicted model, not a curated record. The transcript has a single exon. Gene Ontology annotation, molecular function: metal ion binding. Bases 1 to 456 code for a protein of 151 amino acids. NCBI's taxonomy places the organism in Eukaryota, Fungi, Ascomycota, Pichiomycetes, Serinales, Debaryomycetaceae.